CAGAGAUUCCGGAUGUCUGCUGUCGUAAGAGGAAAAUUUGUUUUCUGCUUCUCAUUCUUGACAGCUUGUUUGCAGCCGGGCUGCUGAUGAAAGUUGAUGUAGCGAACUAGAUAUUCAGCCCAACGUUUCGGCGGUACAAAAUCUGACUGGGAUGGUAUCAUGGAGAGAGACAAUCAUCAAGAAGGAGAGGCACAGGGAGUGAAGAUUUGUGAACCAUCCUGUGAGAGCAAUCCACCUGCUGACACGUUGGCGACUUCUCUCUCCCUCUUGGGGAAUCACAUGUUCCCGGAUCCUGUGGAGAGAAACCACAGCACCACUGUCAGCAAAGAGGAGCCUGCAGAUUCACUCCCGUCUGAUGCUGUAGCCGAGGAGAAGAGUCAGGAUGCAGAGCCCGAUUCAAACCAGGUAACGAAGCUAGAGACUGAGGCGACAGAAAACUCUGAGUGUCAGAACAAUGCGUCCACGCAGCCGUCUGACACAGAGACAGAGGAUGCUGCCACUGACAAUGACCGCAGCGACUCUGGGGAGUUUGUUGUUACAAUGCUGGCCAAGGCCAAGCUGGAGGAGCAAGGUAUAGGUGUGAAGGGAAGGUCAUCUCCCUUGUUGGAGGCAGGCACCCAGGAAACUCCGGCUUUUAUGUCUCAUCGUGACGAGGAUGUGACAACUGACGGCUGGCGGCAGCACAGGAAGCAUGUUUUUGUGCUGAGCGAAGCAGGCAAACCCAUCUAUUCCCGGUACGGCAGUGAAGAGGCUCUUUCAUCCACAAUGGGAGUCAUGAUGGCGCUGGUGUCCUUUGUUCAAAGUGGAGAUAAUAUCAUCCGCUCGGUCUAUUCAGAGGGGCACACCGUGGUGUUCUUACAGAAAGGACCCCUCGUGCUGGUGUGUGUCUCCAGCAGUCGUCAGUCUGAGCAGCAGCUGCGUGGAGAGCUCCUCUAUGUGUACUAUCAGAUCAUCAGCAUGCUCACCCAGGCCAGCAUAUCCCGCAUCUUCGAACACAAGAAAAACUACGACCUGAGGAGGCUCCUGGCAGGCUCCGAGAAGAUCCUGGACGGUCUUCUCAACCUGGUGGACUCUGACCCCAGCUUUCUGCUAGCAGCAGUGCACUGCCUGCCCCUCGCUUCUUCUCUCAGGGACUCUCUCAGCCAGAUCCUGCAGAAAGCAAUCACCCCCAAUCUGGUUUUCUCCAUCCUCAUUGCCAAUAACCAGCUACUCACCAUCGUCCAAGAAAAGACAGUCAUUGAGGACACCAGGCUGGAGCCCGCUGACGUCCACCUCCUGCUCAACCUCAUUGGAGCCUCCUCUGCCUUUCAGGCUGGGGAGAUCUGGACUCCCAUCUGUCUCCCACUCUUUAAUCCUGACUGUUACUUUUAUGCAUACAUUUCUUACCUGGACCCUCCAGAAUGCACUGUUUGCUUGCUGCUGCUCUCGACAGACAAGGAGGCUUUCUACGCUGUAGCUGAGUGCAAGAGGAAGAUAGAGGAGGCCAUGACGGCUCAUAACUCCCUGAGCCUCAUUGCCAAAGUCCAGUCGUACAGCGUGAGCCAGGUGGGCGUCUCAGACCUCAGACACUUCAUGUACAAGCCCUUUGAUGUGCCAGACAACUACCGCCAGCUCACUCAGUUCACCAGCCCAGAGAUGGAGGCACCGUACAGCAGCGAGGAGGAGAAAAUGAGACUGCUGGACCUUUAUCGUUAUAUGCACAGCCGCAUCCACAGCACCUCACGACCCCUCAAGCUCAUCUACCACGUCGCUGAGAGGGAAACUCUGCUAGCCUGGGUCACCAGUAAGUUUGAGCUGUACACCUGCUUCAGUCCUCUGGUGACAAAGGCCUGCGCUAUUACUGCUAUCACUAAGCUCCUAAGGUGGAUUAAAAAGGAGGAGGACCGUCUCUUCAUCAGAUAUCCCCCAAAGUAUUCAACCACCCCAAAUCCCAGCAAGAGCUCUCGAGGUGGCAAAUCUGACCAGCAAGACUCCACAGAUAACGGCUUCUUAUCUCUUCUAUAAGACUCUCCCUUAGUGCUACAAUAGUCGCUCCGCCUCAUUCAACAAUAGUUUGUACACUGGUUCCGAGAUAUUUUUGAACCCUCUUUUGACACUUGUUGGACUUGACAGACACUGACUACUGGAAUCAAACACUACAAAAGUUUUACACUAUUUAAGAAGGAAUGAACUCUUUCGGACAAGUAUUAUUUCUUUACCUUAACAGGAAAGCAUGUCGUUGCAUCAGUGCUUUCGAUCAGAGACAGUCAGGGCAAAACAGCAUUAGUACGUUUUAAAUUGAAACUGUGGUAGAAAAUAAUUGCAAUGAUAUUUAAAUGUUUUUAUAUUGUUUUAUUACUGCAGCAAGAGAGGAAAUUCCCUCACGGACAGUGAAUGUAUCACACAGACGACAGCUCAUUCAUACGCUGUAACUAUUCACGGCAGUAAGUGAAGAUGAGGAGUUCAACCAACUUAAACUACCUUUCUCAGACUAGUUCUUAGAUAUAGAUUUCUGUCAUCAAACAAAAACAUCCUGAUGUUACAAAACAGGUUAUGCAAGGAAUGAAGGUGUAUUGUGUUUUUGGGGCGACAUAAACUGGAAUAACAACAACUGGAACUGCCAGAGCAGGGAUGGGCCACCAUGUGUCAUACAGGGCUGUGAACAGACAACCUGCCCUCUAUGACUUUGGCUGCCCGUCCCUGUGAUUGAACUUGAAAAACAUGGUGUUGUUUCACAUCCCACUGAUGUUUGUAUUCAAAUAUAAAUGAUCAGGUUUCAUUCAUGUUACAGUAUGUGCAGAAAACAGAGUAGGAAAUCCCAGCCUGUUACACCUGAUCACUCUACAUGAUCGACAUUGUCAUUGUUAGUGUUUUCAUUGUCAUCCAGUUAAGCUAAGAAGAUGCCACUGAGCUCACACAAUGUUUUUCUGCAGAUACUUCUAGUCAGUCGACACUUGAUGUAGUGACUUCAGGCGACUUAUCUUUUUGGAUAAUAGUUUUGUAAAGAUGGUCUAUAAACAGUAGCCUCAUCCUUGUGUCCUUUGAGGAGUUUCCUGUCAAUUCAAGUCUUAAGAGUAUGUCUAUAGUAUUAUAGAAUAAAUCCCAGGUUGCACAAAGCUACUCUUGUCCUCAUUAAUGCCGGCCUUAAGACGAACGACUUUUCAAGCAGUUUCAAUGUCGCAGACGAAUUCCCAAUGUCGGAAUAAAAUCAUGAGAGUGUUGCCUCA
Epinephelus lanceolatus (giant grouper) is the source of this 3206-nucleotide messenger RNA. RefSeq names its product MON1 secretory trafficking family member Bb (gene mon1bb). The record is from RefSeq and is a predicted model, not a curated record. Gene Ontology annotation, biological process: vesicle-mediated transport; protein targeting to vacuole. NCBI's taxonomy places the organism in Eukaryota, Metazoa, Chordata, Actinopteri, Perciformes, Serranidae. Gene Ontology annotation, cellular component: Mon1-Ccz1 complex.